This is a messenger RNA of Microtus ochrogaster (prairie vole), 2327 nucleotides long. It is a transcript of the gene Lrrc63, whose product is annotated as leucine rich repeat containing 63. The record is from RefSeq and is a predicted model, not a curated record. The transcript has 10 exons. NCBI's taxonomy places the organism in Eukaryota, Metazoa, Chordata, Mammalia, Rodentia, Cricetidae. Gene Ontology annotation, cellular component: cytoplasm. Gene Ontology annotation, molecular function: protein binding. Bases 283 to 2124 code for a protein of 613 amino acids.
GACUUGCAUAAUUAUGGGCAAAUUGUGUCGGCUGAAAGUUAAAACAAGUCAUUGUCACACAAGAAAAGAGUUUGUGAGUGGUUAGAUGUUGUGGGACUUCGGAGGCGUUUCCAGCAGAAUCUUUCGCAUCCUCUUGUGACCUUCUAAAUCUCUACCGAUGAUAUUUGGAAGAAUAGAGCCAGGCCAGGAUGGUUUCUGUCAGGAUAUUUUCUGAGUGACAGACACCUGCCUUUCGGUCACAGCUCAUCCUCAGAAACCUCAGUUCUCACUUAACCGGCACUCAUGAACAGGACCGACUGUCAUUCCUUAGCAACACAGCUGCACCCCCUACUUCUCCGAAGACCCUUGCCUCCAAAGCUCCCUUCGUUGCCUUUAAGUAAGAAGAGAGUUCUCACAGCCACUCCUAAUGGAUCUGAGAAGACCCAUGUAAAAUUGCCCCACGAUGAAAGCGCAUCGGUAAAAAGCGACCACGGUGCUUCUCAAUCACAGAGACCUAUCAGUAUUCAAAGUAUCUCUCUUGACCAUGACCGUAAGGCCUGUGAGAGAGUGGUUAACAUUUUACCACGUAAACGCGGCGCUCGCCCCUUCACGCACUGGAAGAUCCCACAUAGUGCUGCUGGUUCCAUAUUUGUUCCAAGCUGUCUGUCGGCAUCCUCUCGAGUUUUUAGGAAAAAACUACGCCAAAUAAGGAGAGCCAGAAAGGCCAAGAAAAAGGAAGAAAAAAGAGAUGCGAUUUUCCCAGAUAAAUCGGAUAAGCCAUUUAGAAACACUUUAAUUCUCACCAAUCAGUUUUCCAAGCCUUUACCCCCUUCUUACUCUAGGCAUAUAAUCUCUAAACUUAAGGUACCACGUGCUGAGCCUCACCCUGUACCAAAGUUACCAAAGUCUCCAUACUAUACUCAAGAACUUACUCUUCCGAGAUCUAAAAGCCAAACACUGCUCAGCCCUGUACCCAGCUCCUCAUCUAUACUACCAGAACCACGGUGGUCCGAACGACCGCCACGCCCCUUCGCAAAAGUAAGUCGACUGGUACUGAACAUCGCUACCCUUCCCGCAGCCCGUACUCUGCCAACGCCUGUGUUACCGAGAAGACCUCCGAGACAGAUGGUAAUCGAAACUGUGGCAGACAGCGGAAAGGUAGAAGCCCCUAGACAACCUGAUGCGCUAAUUAGAACCGCGAGAAAAGUGGACCCCGAGGCCCACGUGUUACGAGGGGAAGGCUUUAAGACUACCGCGGCAACCCGCUACGAGACAGUAAUGGCGAUGAGCAGCCUGGCCAUAAUAACUUGCCAAUUAUAUGGAAGAAAUGCACUUAAUCUUAAGGGAUUCUUUCUUCUGCACUGUCCAGACUUAACACCUAUUGCUUUUCAAUUGAUAUACCUUAAUUUAUCAUUUAAUGACCUCAGCCAGUUUCCUAUGGAAAUACUUCAGCUUAAAAAUCUGCAAGUACUGAAACUGAGAAAUAACCCUAUCAGAGAAAUUCCUUUUGAAAUCCAGCAAUUGAAGUACCUUAGGAAUUUCUCCAUUGCCUUUAACCUUAUUAAAGAGCUUCCUGUUGGGUUAUUUAACCUGGCUUAUCUUGAGGAACUUGACAUUUCCUACAAUGAAAUUUAUAAUAUUCCGAAUGAAAUCCAGAGACUCAGAUCACUUGAGAAGCUGAUUGUCGAUGGGAAUUACAUGACUUCUUUUCCACCUGGGAUUUUAAGGCUGAACUUGACCAAACUCCAAUUCGAUAAUACGUUCACUAGUUGCCAUUUUUGGUCAGAGUAUUGCUGGAACAACCCCCCACAACUAACUCAUAUUUGUGCUUUCUUCAUUGUCAAAAAUAAUCUACAUAAAGUUUAUGAUUUCAUCCCAAAGAGAGCUCAAAGGUGUCUAAGAAUCACAUCCAGGUGUGACUGGUGUCACGGCCCCAAGUUUGGUGAAGGUUUUCGCAUCAUCCGAUCCUGUGAUAUGUUUGGAUCAACCCAGAUUCCUAUCAUGUUCUUUGUCUGCUCUUCUCCCUGCUAUCUGGAGAUCAGGGAGACCAGUUUUGUUUUAGAAGGUUUCCCUUGUAGAAGAAUAGCUCUAAAUACGGAUUGGGUGAAAGAAAGCAGAGCUAGUGAUGUAACAUUUUAUUUGUAAAGUCCACCAAGACUUAUGUAUGAGGAAGUCAUCUCUCAGCGCCCAGGUUCUGUGUGGAGACCUACAGGUCUUCUCCGCUGAGUUCUCUCUGUCUGAUUGUUAGGGAUCAUUGUGGAACUGUGCCACGGGAACUAGAAGUGGCCUUUGGGGUUCAGUUAGGCUCUUGAGAAUUUUCUGGAGCACAUGUUUACAGAAAGAAAAAA